Messenger RNA from Caenorhabditis remanei, 927 nucleotides. RefSeq lists its product as uncharacterized. The transcript is spliced from 3 exons. Bases 1 to 927 code for a protein of 308 amino acids. Lineage: Eukaryota; Metazoa; Nematoda; Chromadorea; Rhabditida; Rhabditidae. The record is from RefSeq and is a predicted model, not a curated record.
AUGUCGUUUCACAAUGAUUCGUCGUAUGGAAACCCCGGCAUCUACCGUCGAUCCAUCGAGGAGAUCAUGUAUACACCAAAUCGGGCGGCACCCGCGAAAAAGGUGUUUUACGAUGAAACCCUUUCAACCCUCAAAAAGGUCACUCGGUUGAAAGACAAAUUCGAAAAUGGGACGUUGAACAUCACCGAGAACGAGCCGGAGCAGGCAGACAAUUCUGAUGAAGGCGAGGAUGUAUGCGACGGUCCAGUCUUUGCAAAUAUGACGACUCCACUUCCCAAGCCGAGAACUAUUCUGUCAAUCAAAAGACCACAAAGAGAAGUUGAAGAAACCGACGAAGAAGACUGUUUCAACCCAGGCGUCGUGGAAACUCCAAUUUUGCGCACACCGUCGAGACAGGUAUCCGGAAGCAGCUUCAUCAAUUCUCGUCUCAAAACUUCUCAAUCGGACGUGAAAAAUAUGGAGUACGCGAUUCCUGAAUCAGUUGAUAGAUACAAAACCCAAUCAGCUGGAUCGUACUCCUCAUCAGCAUCGUCGACGUCGUCUCAAGAGACUAGAUGCAAAACUCCAACGGAGAAUGCUACAUUCAACGUCAACAACCAUAACUACUACUCGAAAUUUGCUAGAGCUCAAGUUCACGAGAAGUUUAGAAUGUACUUCAAGUGGGGAUCUGAGACUCUUCGUGCGAUCGCUGUUGCGGUUUCGACGAUGCGACUCCAAGCGCUCGAGAAUCUCCCACUAUUCGAACAAGACGAUCGUGUUAGAAUGAUGAAAAAAAUCUACGAAAGCUGCAAAAAAGGCGCCAACAAGGAAAUGGACGCUCUCUGCUCCGCACUCUUCGAUCUUCUCGACGACGUUAGUGAGCCGCGCCUCUCGAUUCACGAAGAAUAUGUUGUCCAGAAGUACAACAAAAAAAUGCAGAAGAAGUAG